AUGGGCUCGGAAAUGGACACCUUUGCGGCCCGCCUAGCUAGCUUUGAUACAGUGCUGAAGCCGGAGAAACGCCGCUCUUCAGGUACAAAAACACCCAAAUCGAUUAUAUGGCCACACCAGCGACCCUCACCAGCCGAGUUGGCGCAUGCUGGAUUCUACUAUAAACCAUACGAGACAAAUCCUGACAACACAACAUGUUUUGAGUGCCACCGGGCGCUGGACGGCUGGGAGGAGGACGACAACCCCGUCACAGAGCAUCUCAAGCAUGCGCCCGACUGCGGAUGGGCCAUCAUGAUGGACCUCCAACAAAAUAGUUCCAACCCCGCUUCAAUUGAAGACCCUACAGGCGACCGGAUUACACAAGCGAGACUGUCAACAUUUAGUACGAAAUGGCCUCACGACGGGAAAAAGGGCUGGAUGGUUGAAGGUGGAUGGUAUUUCUGCCCUACAGACGAGAGCAAUGAUCUAGCUAGCUGUGUUUAUUGCAAGUUGUCGUUGGAUGGGUGGGAACCCAAGGACGACCCAUUUGAUGAACAUUAUCGCCGCUCCUCAGAUUGUUCAUUCUUUGUCUUCGCCCAGCCGCCAGGAAAGAAAAGCAAAUCUACCCGUGCGAAGAAAGCCCCCCGUGUUUCCAAAACGUCCUCCCGGCUUUCAACCCAAUCCGUUGGCCCAGUUACUUCUGAAGCGCCCGACACAGAAAUGGACGAGUCGAUGGACCAGAGCAUCAUGUCCCAGCCCAGCACGAAAUCAAAAUCCACAAAGAAGGCACCUAAGAGCAAAUCAAAGGCGACCAAGACUAAGAAGGAAGAAUCAGCAGAGGUAGAAAGCCAAAUUGAGGCCGACAUUGGAGAAGUCGCCCAACCAGAGCCUAUCAAAUCCAAACGUGUAGGCAGAGGAAAGAAGAGGGCCAGUGAGGAUGUCAAGGAUGAACCAAAUCCAGUCACUAUGGAGGAAAGAGAGCCGUCGCAACCGCCAGAAGAACCCCCAGCAAAGAAACGCGCUACAAAAACACGUAGCAGCAGCAUUGCUCGCAACUACAAUUAUGAACACAGUGACUCUGCAAUGGCGGACGCAGAGCCGGUGGAUGACACUGCUUCGGAAGAGGAAACCAAGAGAGGUCGCAAGCCCACGAAAAAGGCAGGGGCCAAGGCUCGAAAGGUCUCUGAUGUGCCUGUUGCGUUAAAAGGUCUGUCGAAGGCACGAGCCCCUCGUGACUCCGAGAUCGACGCGGAAAUCGAAGCAGGUCUCGAAGCAGAUAUCCCUGAACCUGCCGAACCCGAGCCUAAGAUCGAGGCAGAGCCGUCAGAGCCACGGGCAUCGAAGAAGAUAAAAUCGAGCAAGAAGUUCAAGGCUGUGGCUAAAUCCCCCGAGCCGGCCGUACGUGAUCUAGUAGAGGAUGUCAGUGAUCACGAUGAACGCUCAGAUCCUCAUGUGGAACCAGUUGAUGAUGAACCGGCGGCACCCGAGCCGCCAGCCCCGAAGACCAAGAUAGCAAAAGGAUCCAAGAAAAAGGUGACAAAAAAGACCAAGACCGAAGAGACGAUAAAAGCACAGUUGCCAGAGCCUCGAGCAUCUUUAGAGCUCAGAGCUCCCGAUGAUUGGGAUGAACCCGAACGUCAUGACUCUUUCAUCUCUGUCGAGAUUGUGAGCAAGGAGCCGGAGUAUGCAUCGGAGCCUGAAGAACCCAUGGCGAAGGCUGAAUCGAAGAAGACUUCCAAGAAGAAGGAUGCCACAUCAACCAAAGACAAAAAAUCUAAGAAAUCCGAGAAAAAGGCGGAGCAAGCUGCUGUUAUUGAACCCCCAGCCGAAGAACCUCGCGCCGAAGCGUUGAUGGAGGAACAUGAUGAUGAAUUUGAGACUGCAGACGAUUUGCCUGACCAGCUUCAGAUGGUCAACCCUCCACAAGAAAUGUCUCCGGGGCCACAAUCUCACCAGAAGACGCUCAGUCUACCGCCAAAGACUGCCAAACGGUAUAGCGAUAUCCCUCAUGAAGAGCAUCUUGCAGAGGCCCUAGUCCAAAGCCAGGAUUCCCCCCACGAAAUGCACCAGUCCCGGCGGAAUUCAAAACGCUCUAAUCGGGCAGUUUCACCACUUCCGCCAGCUCACCAAAACACUCCCUCGCUAUCGCCUCAGUCAUCAGAUGCUGAAAACCGGCCUCCAUCGUCGCGGCCCUCAGCAUCCCGUCCACCUGUUCAAUCAACACCCAAGCAUCCCGAUUUUCGAGUCCCUCUGGCAGCUAGUACCCCGUCACCAUCCAAGCGCAAUGCCAACGGCGGAUUCGGACCUUCCAGCCAUCCAUGGACACCAGUGGAUAUUGAUGAAGUACUGUUUGGAGAAGCUAGCGACAAGGAAAACGCAGAUUUAUCUGAACUUUUCAAAGGCGCAAAAGCUGGCUUGACUAGCCCAGAGAAGAAGAUGACGGUCCAAGAAUGGAUCGCGUGGAACGCGAAGAAUGGCGAAGAACGACUGAAGAGAGAAUGUGAGCGGCUUGUCGGCCAAUUCGAAAAGGAAGGUGGCCGAGCAAUGCGACGACUCGAAGCUAUCGAGUGCAUUGACUAA
Penicillium vulpinum is the source of this 2559-nucleotide messenger RNA. RefSeq lists its product as uncharacterized. The record is from RefSeq and is a predicted model, not a curated record. NCBI's taxonomy places the organism in Eukaryota, Fungi, Ascomycota, Eurotiomycetes, Eurotiales, Aspergillaceae. The transcript has 4 exons. The coding region runs from base 1 to 2559 and encodes 852 amino acids.